UUCCACUCGAGGCCAGUUCCCCGAUUUAAUCGGCGAUUAAUUCUCUCUCUCUCUCCUCCACUCGCUUUCCUCUCUCUAGACUUAAAAUUCAACCUAAAUGCAAUUCAAAUAAAUGUUAAUCUCAGAUGCAACCCAAAUUUUGUCUCCCUCCCAUCCGCAACCCCAUUUCAUCUCUCCGCUUCUCGCCUCCGCCGCAUCGGAUUCCAUUAUCAACUCCCUUCACUUUAUGGAAUGACUGACUACCGUUUACCCCCCACCAUGAAUCUCUGGGCGGAUGACAACGCCUCCAUGAUGGAUGUUUUCAUGAACACCGAUCUCAGUUCUUUCUGGGUUACGCCGCCGCAGCCGCAGCCGCAGCAACUUCCUCACCCACCCUAUUCGACGUCAACUGACCCGAGUAAACCCGUCGGUCAAGCACCACCACCGUCGGUUUUUAACCAAGAGACUCUUAUGCAGCGUCUCCAAACGUUGAUUGAAGGUGCUCAUGAGAACUGGACUUACGCUAUUUUCUGGCAGUCUUCGUAUGAUUAUUCCGGCGGUACGGUGUUGGGGUGGGGAGAUGGAUAUUAUAAAGGGGAGGAAGAUAAAGGGAAAGAGAAAGCGAAAUCGAGCACUUCGAAAGCAGAGCAAGAGCACCGGAAGAAGGUACUUCGUGAGCUUAAUUCUCUCAUUUCUGGUUCUCCUACCUCUGAAGGUGACGCCGUCGAUGAGGUUGUCACCGACACCGAGUGGUUCUACUUGGUGUCGAUGACUCAAUCGUUUAUAUCCGGUAUUGGAUUGCCCGGUCAGGCGUUUUUCGAUUCGAACCCUAUUUGGGUUGCUGGUUCGGAUCGGCUUGCGAGUUCGUUCUGUGAGCGAGCUCGUCAGGGUCAGGUUUUCGGGUUGCAGACUAUGGUUUGUAUCCCGUCGGCGAACGGAGUUGUUGAAUUGGGAUCGAGUGAUUUGAUUUUUCAAAACUCCGAUCUGAUGAAUAAGGUUAGGGUUUUGUUUAAUUUCAAUAAUCUGGAGGUUGAGACUUGGCCAAUUAGUGGGGUUGACCAAGGGGAAAAUGAUCCUUCUUCGCUUUGGAUUAGCGAACCAUCUUCAAACGCCGCCAUUGAAAUUACUAAUCCUGUUGCUUCAGCUUCAGUUCCAACUCCAAGCACAACAAACAGCCAACCGAUUUCCAAAAUUACAACAGAGUCGAUCGAGAACCAACCUAAAUCUAGUGUUGUGAUUGAAACUCCAAGCUCUGCUACCCCUCCUCCUUCUCAAAAAACUCACCGACUGUCACAGCCGAUUCAGACACAGAGCUUCUUCAACAACAGGGAAUUGAAUUUCUCUGAAUUUGGGUAUGAGAAUGGCCGGUUGAAGGAUGGGAAUUCGACAUCGUUGAAGCCGGAAUCUGGUGAGAUUCUGAAUUUUGGGGAGAGUAAGAGGAAUUCUUACCCCAACACAGAUAACAACUUGCCUUCUGGAAAUUCUUUAUUUGGUGGGGAUGAGAACAAGAAGAAGAGGUCUCCCACUUCACGUGGGAGUAAUGAAGAGGGGAUGCUUUCUUUUACUUCUGGUGUGAUUCUUCCUUCUUCUGGGGGUGUGAAAUCGGGUGUUUGUGCUGGCGAUUCUGAUCACUCUGAUCUUGAAGCUUCGGUGAUUCGUGAGGUGGAGAGUAGUAGAGUGGUGGAACCGGAGAAACGGCCUCGAAAAAGAGGGCGAAAGCCAGCAAAUGGUAGAGAAGAACCAUUGAAUCACGUUGAAGCAGAAAGGCAGAGAAGAGAAAAGCUUAACCAAAGAUUCUAUGCUCUUCGAGCUGUUGUUCCGAAUGUAUCGAAAAUGGACAAAGCUUCACUCCUUGGUGAUGCUAUCUCUUACAUCAAUGAACUCAGAGGGAAGCUUCAAACUGCAGAAUCAGAUAAAGAGGAUUUGCAGAAGCAAUUGGAUUCAGUGAAGAAGUUAAUGAUAUCUUCUAGUAAAGAUCCGUGCAUAUCAAGCUCAAAUCAACCCCCACCAGAUCAAGACAUAAAAUCAUCAAAUAUAAACCAUAACGAUAUCGAAACCGAUAUCGACGUGAAGAUAAUCAGUUGGGAUGCUAUGAUCCGAAUCCAAUCUAGUAAGAAAAACCAUCCUGCUGCACGACUGAUGGUGGCUUUGGAAGAACUUGACUUGGAUAUCAACCACGCGAGCAUCUCAGUUGUCAAUGAUCUCAUGAUCCAACAAGCAACUGUGAAGAUGGGUAGUCGGUUAUACACUCAAGACCAGCUAAGGAUAGCAUUAUCGUCGAAAAUUGGCACAACUCGGUAGCCAUUGUUAUCUCCAUCCACUGUGUUUAUUAUCUGAAGUAGCAUUUGUUUAGAAGAGCUCGAGCCGAAGAAGGGAUAUGCGAUAUGCAAACAGCGUAGGCUCUGUAAUAUACUGUUCUCUACUUGUUCUUUAGGUAGUGGUGUUUUAGUAUUUAAGUGAUUCUGAGAUGAUUCACAUGAAGGAGUUGGAAAGAUAGCAAUGGAGAAGAAAGAAGGAAAGUAGUGGCUUGGCUCCAAUUCAUGUGAAUAGUUAAAAGAAGAAACUUUCUAUUAUUGUAUAUAUUCAAAGCCAUAAAUGUGAACCUGCAGAAGUUUCUGUAUUUGGUCAGUGAAAAUAUUUCCUAUGACAUGUUUGUUAGAUUGUAGUGUUGUAUCUUAUUUCCAAUGUAAAACUCUAUCCAGAAUUUUCUCUUGCUGGAUUGAAGAACAUAAAUGAUUCAAAUAGAAGAAACUCUCUUGGUUCA
Messenger RNA from Benincasa hispida (wax gourd), 2743 nucleotides. Its product is annotated as transcription factor MYC2-like. Gene Ontology annotation, biological process: regulation of DNA-templated transcription. Gene Ontology annotation, cellular component: nucleus. Lineage: Eukaryota; Viridiplantae; Streptophyta; Magnoliopsida; Cucurbitales; Cucurbitaceae. The record is from RefSeq and is a predicted model, not a curated record. Gene Ontology annotation, molecular function: protein dimerization activity; transcription cis-regulatory region binding; DNA-binding transcription factor activity.